This is a messenger RNA of Ceratitis capitata (Mediterranean fruit fly), 1889 nucleotides long. It is a transcript of the gene MFS18, whose product is annotated as solute carrier family 17 member 9. The transcript has 5 exons. NCBI's taxonomy places the organism in Eukaryota, Metazoa, Arthropoda, Insecta, Diptera, Tephritidae. The record is from RefSeq and is a predicted model, not a curated record. Gene Ontology annotation, biological process: transmembrane transport. Gene Ontology annotation, molecular function: transmembrane transporter activity. Bases 300 to 1619 code for a protein of 439 amino acids.
UUUAGUUUAGUAGCGGUAUAUUAAAAAUUCGUGGCAUUUAUUUUUAAUAAGUACUUGAUUCGAUACUUUUUCAAUGGGAAAGCAUAGAAUAUAUAAAGUGCACUUGAAGAUAAAAGUGAAUGUGAAUGUGUUUAAGUUCUUUUAACGCGAAAAUGAUUGUGGAAUCGUAAGUUUUAGAACAUAAGAAAGUAUUACUACGUGGAAGAAUAUUGUAUACGACUGCAUAAACAACAAACAAAGCGCAUAAGCAGCACAAAAACAAAAAAAAAAAAAGAAACAUACAUAGAAAUUACAUAGAGAUGAGUAUGGACGAGAAACUAAAGUAUUCGCUGCUACGUGGAGAACUUGUUGACAGUCAAAGCGUUUGGACGCGACAUGAAAAGCGUGUAUGGUUCCUCACACUCAUCACAGGCACUUUGAUGCUAUAUUCCACACGCACAUCUAUGCCUUUACUUAUACCCGCUGUUGCAGCAGAACAGAAAUGGAGUAAAACUGACUCGGGUACCGUGUUAAGCUCAUUCUUUUGGGGCUAUACAUUGACACAGGUGGUGGGCGGGUACUUUAGUGAUCGUUUUGGCGGACAACGUGUAAUACUCUUUGCUGCCAUCGGCUGGUCACUGAUAACAUUCUUUAUGCCAAAUAUUAUAUGGAGCUCAAACGCGAUUAAAGUAUAUUCCAUUCCGUUUAUCGUAACUAUACGUAUUAUAAAUGGCGCAUUCCAAGGUGUGCACUUUCCAAGCAUGAUUAGUUUAACUAGCCAGAAUCUCUGCUCAAAUGAGCGCACAAGCUUUUUCGGUUUACUUACAGCCGGCUCAGCUUUGGGUACGUUGCUCACAGGCAGUCUAGGUUCAUUUGUUUUAGACUACUUCGGCUGGCCAUACGUAUUUCGCGUAAUUGGCUUUCUGGGUAUAUCAUGGGCGUUGAUGUUGCGCUAUUACACAAUGGCUGGUGAGCGUGGUAGAAUUAUUAAUGUAUCAGCGCCGUCGCGAUUAUGUGCCAAUAAACAAAUAUCUGACAAUGUACCUUGGUUACGUUAUUUUCGAAAACUUUCAUUCUGGGCAUGUGUACUUACUCACGCUUGUGAAAUGAACUGCUUCUUUGUUCUACUUUCCUGGCUGCCAACUUAUUUUCAUGAUGGCUUUCCACAUGCCAAAGUAUGGGUAGUCAAUAUGAUACCAUGGCUUGCCUUGCCGCCAUGUACACUAUUUGCACGGUUUUUGACCGGACGUCUAUUGGCACGGGAAUGGUCGACGUCAGCUGUGCGUAAGAUUAUACAAAGCUGUUGUUUUGCUUCACAAAACCUGGCACUAUUUAUUAUGGCACGAACAAGUGAUUUUCACACAGCCUUGAUUUGCAUGACCGUAAUAAUAGGUGGUACUGGUUUCCACAAUAAUGCAGUCACAGUAAAUCCCCAAGAUUUAGCGCCGUCUCACUCGGGUAGUGUUUUCGGCUUGAUGAAUACAGUGGGAGCAGUGCCAGGAUUCUUAGGGGUUUAUCUUGCUGGCCAUAUACUAGAGAUCACACAAAGUUGGCCCAUUGUAUUUAGCACUGCAGCUGCUAUUAAUUUAGUUGGUUGGGUGAUAUUUGUGGUAUUUGGUUCAGCUGAGGCUAUUGUGUGAUUUUUCGAAUUUGAAUUUCCGACACGUCGUUAUCAAAGCAUACACAUUUUCCGACGCACUGACUAUAUAUUAUUAUUAUGAAUAUAUAUAUUUGUACAUAUUUAUAGUAGUAUAUAGACCCUCUGAUGAAAAGCUCUAGUAGUUCCUUAUAAUGAUUAUUUAAAUUUUCUUCAGAUCUACAAGAAUUGUGUAAGAAAAAUAAGUUUAAGUAGUAUAUAUUUAAAAUAUAUACGCGUGAUAUGCUAACUUAUAACUAUAAGUAGAAGAAAA